UCUCACAUGAAAAAAAAGUAGGAAACAAAUGGCCACCGUGAGCACAACAGACAGAGAGAACGUUGCGUAUGGCGAGUCACUGCAGAAGCUCAUGAAAAAGUAGCUAUUGAAUCGCGAUUGGCUGAUUGUAACUGAGGUCACAAGUUCAACAGUGCUGAGCAGUUCUUCAAUAAAUGAUACACAACGCUAAGGUCUUAUCCAAUAAGCACAGGAUGAGGGCGUGGACAGACAAUGUUUGCGUACAUGUUGAGAAGUAGGACAGUAGAAGACUGUGUACACCGCACCUGUAUACGCAUUGGACAUAGACGCACUGGCAUUCAAAUGAGUCACUGCAAGACGGUGUAUAGGAAGACGUCUGUGAGAGCUGCCAUGUUGAGAAGAGGGAGGAACGGUCGGUCUCGACAUUUAGCCUGGACCGAAACACGGCAAGAGACCGACACCAAGGCAGCGGUCCAGACUUCAGACAGAGAGGAGUGUGAAGGUCAGGCGAUGACACAGAUCACCAGCCUGGAGGCCGAGGUGGAUCACAUGGCCAGUUCCCAACCUGUGUCAGAGGUGGUGGCCUUGCCCAGCUCAGUGCCGGUCAUAGGGGAGUCCUUCUGCCAGUGUGACCCACAGGAGGAGCUCAGCCCCAUCUACAGCUUGACCAGUGAUUGCGUCUGUGGGGAGGAGGAUGAGGGAUUUGACUGGGUGUGGGAUGAGCACUUCAGGUCCCCCGGAGCCCUCCUCAGCUGUGACAACAGGAAGGUGAACUUCCACACAGACUACAGCUGUGGCACAGCUGCCAUUCGUGGCGUUAAGGAGCUGGCCGAUGGCCAACACUUCUGGGAAGUCAAGAUGACCUCGCCCGUCUACGGGACUGACAUGAUGGUUGGAAUAGGAACAUCGGAGGUGAACAUGGAGAAGUUCAAAUACAGCUUUGGCAGCCUGCUGGGCCACGAUGAGGACAGCUGGGGGCUCUCAUACACAGGGCUCCUCCAACACAAAGGCGACAAAGUGAAGUUUUCCUCUCGAUUCGGCCAAGGCUCUAUUAUAGGUGUCCACCUGGACACUUGGCAUGGCACGCUGACCUUUUACAAGAAUCGGCAAUACAUAGGUGUUGCUGCCACUAGACUCCAGAACAAGAAGUUCUACCCGAUGGUGUGCUCCACAGCGGCCAAGAGCAGCAUGAAGGUGAUCCGGGCCUGCUACACACCCACCUCCCUGCAGUACCUCUGCUGCGUCCAGCUGCACCAGAUGUUGCCCCGCUGCGCAGACAUUUACAACACACUGGCGUUGCCCCCCGGCCUGCGCGUCUUCCUCAACGCCCGCCUGGGCUGGGUCUUCAGCCUCAGCAGCAGUCCGGCAGAGACCCCCACGGAGUUCCCGGAUUUACCCGAGGAGAUGAGCCUGCCUUCGAGUCCCAGCCCCAGCUCCACCCUCAGUGCCUGCACCUCCCCAAGCCCCUGCCCCAGUCCGCUUCUUGACACUGUCCCACUCCACUGUCCCUGUCAGACGUCGUGUCCAGCUCAGCCCUACACAUGCCACUGUCCCCCAACUCCUCCCAGCAGUGACUACGACAGCUGCUGCUCAGAGCCAGAGGACUACCAAUACAAACGGUUCCGCUGGGUAUGACUCCAUAGUCAAGGUGUAUUUAUAUUUGUACAUGUGGGUGGGACACAGGUAAUCUACCACUGCCAUCAGUGUCUCCUGUGGAAAAUCGUCGCAAAGAGAUUCAUCUCAACCUUGAGUUGUUAUGUCUUUGUAAACAGUAUGGGGAAGAGGAAGCACAUAUAUGGUGUGGGAGACACUGAAUGCACUGAAGACAUCUGGGUACCACUUUUUUUAGACUGUGUCUUUGAUGGAGCUAUUUGUACCACUCUACUUUUUUAACCAUGUUGGUCACUGUCUGUCUAAUAUUUGUCAGAUUAGACUCAGACCUGUGAAAACCAUUAAAAAGGUAAUUGUUUCUCUCAGGGAUAGACUCCAGAGGGACACUUACAUACUGUGGAUAUGACUUAAUAUGUAUGUGCUUUGUAAUCAGCAUUUGGUUUGAAUAUAAACUUACUGAAGGAUUUGUUACUCAUCUGUGUUUUUCUAUAUACAGUUAUGCUUUGUUUAUGAACUUUCGUACUCAGGCAAUUGUAUAAAAUAAAAGAAUGAAACAAA
Messenger RNA from Betta splendens (Siamese fighting fish), 2148 nucleotides. RefSeq names its product splA/ryanodine receptor domain and SOCS box containing 3b (gene spsb3b). Gene Ontology annotation, biological process: proteasome-mediated ubiquitin-dependent protein catabolic process. Lineage: Eukaryota; Metazoa; Chordata; Actinopteri; Anabantiformes; Osphronemidae. The transcript is spliced from 8 exons. The coding region runs from base 232 to 1614 and encodes 460 amino acids. The record is from RefSeq and is a predicted model, not a curated record. Gene Ontology annotation, cellular component: SCF ubiquitin ligase complex. Gene Ontology annotation, molecular function: protein binding.